AAUUGUCAAUAAGACAAUCGAUAUUGAUGUUUUAAACAUUGUCAACAACCCUAGUUGACGUAACAGCAAACAGCUGAUCGGAACGAAAGCAAGGCAACAAAUAAAAUGCGUGUUCCCACUGCUGUAUAUGCGGCACGCGGCCGCCAAGCACAGAAUGAAAAGGAUGUGCCCUUUCAGGAAAUUUUACCACUGCGACUAAAGAACACGGUGAGCGGCAAAGCCGACAGUGGCUCGGAUGUCGCUUGCUUGCAAGAGAUGGGUGUGCUAUUUGCUUGCCUUAAGGACAAUGAGUUUGUGGAGAAAUACUGCCACAAAGAGAUUAGUCAGUUCAAGAACUGUUACAAGUUCUACAUGGAUCGCAAAUUAGAGGCGAAGAAGACGGUUAACCAGGGCAUUGUAACGCCGGGCAACAAUCUAAACUACAAACAGCUAAAUAAAUACCUGCGACGCUUUCCCAAUCCAGUGUAGUGCGGCUUAGUACAUAAUAUAUUUGUUGCAUUCUUUAAUAAAAUAUUUACAAA
This is a messenger RNA of Drosophila busckii, 521 nucleotides long. RefSeq lists its product as uncharacterized. NCBI's taxonomy places the organism in Eukaryota, Metazoa, Arthropoda, Insecta, Diptera, Drosophilidae. Gene Ontology annotation, molecular function: RNA binding. The transcript is spliced from 2 exons. Gene Ontology annotation, biological process: mitochondrial translation. Bases 106 to 468 code for a protein of 120 amino acids. Gene Ontology annotation, cellular component: nucleoplasm; mitochondrion; mitochondrial ribosome. The record is from RefSeq and is a predicted model, not a curated record.